This is a messenger RNA of Phlebotomus papatasi, 3281 nucleotides long. Its product is annotated as insulin-degrading enzyme-like. NCBI's taxonomy places the organism in Eukaryota, Metazoa, Arthropoda, Insecta, Diptera, Psychodidae. Gene Ontology annotation, cellular component: mitochondrion; cytosol. The record is from RefSeq and is a predicted model, not a curated record. Gene Ontology annotation, molecular function: metal ion binding; metalloendopeptidase activity. Bases 163 to 3240 code for a protein of 1025 amino acids. Gene Ontology annotation, biological process: peptide catabolic process. The transcript has 4 exons.
AUCGACAAUGUGACAUUUGAAGUCGUAAAAAAAGUUCAAGAGAAAAUUUCACGGGGAAUUUUCUCAUUUUCAAAAUUAUUAAAUUUUACCUAUUUUUUCUCGUUUUUCGUGUGAUUUUCUUUUAUAUUCCUUUUGGAGAAAGCCUCCCCGUGGUUAGUUUGGAUGCAUUUCAUCGGUCGAAGCCACGUUGUAGUUGGAAUUUGUAAGAAUACUUUAGUGUGGAGGAAUCUGUGCAAUAGUCAAUGGAAUAGAUUUCUCGUGGGUAGAAGGACAAUUUUAUUGGCAAGAACAAUGGCAAAUACGGCUGAAGUCAGUGCCAAGAUGAACAAUGUCGUGGAAAGAUUUGACAAUAUUACCAAGUCAGCAGAGGACAAUAGGAACUAUCGAGGGCUGCUGCUGAGUAAUGAUAUGAAGGUGCUGCUGGUAAGUGAUCCAACAACUGAACGAUCAGCUGCCGCGAUGGCAGUUGACGUGGGGCAUUUGAGUGAUCCAGCGGAAAUCCCAGGUCUGGCUCAUUUUCUUGAGCAUAUGUUGUUCCUGGGGACUGAGAAGUACCCCAAUGAGAAUGACUAUUCGACGUAUUUGGCUCAGCAUGGGGGCAAUUCCAAUGCAUCAACUUAUGCAGAUAUCACAAAGUUCUAUUUUGACAUCGUUCCGGACAAGUUGGAAGGGGCUCUGGACAGAUUUGCUCAGUUUUUUAUAGCUCCACUUUAUACGGAAAGUGCGACAGAUCGGGAGAUAAAUGCUGUCCAUUCGGAGCAUGAGAAGAAUGUUCCGAUGGAUUCGUGGCGAGUGAGACAAGUUAACAAAUCCCUGUCCAAUCCUAGGCAUCCGUACAGUAAAUUUGGCACGGGGAAUAAGAAGACUCUCGAUGAGGAUGUCAGAGCCAAGGGGAUUAAUAUCCGGGAUGAGUUGUUGAAGUUUCAGGAUAAAUGGUAUUCAGCCAAUAUUAUGAGUUUGGCGGUUUUUGGCAAGGAGGAACUGGAUGUGCUGGAGGAAAUGGUGAUUUCCAAGUUCUCAGAGGUCGUUAAUAAGGACGUAGUGGCGCCUACCUGGACAGAAUCACCGUAUACGGAAAAUGAAUUGGGUGUGAAGGUGAAUGUGGUUCCUGUGAAAGAUACUCGUUCCCUGACCAUAACAUUUCCCUGUCCGGAUCUCGAGAGCCUGUACAAGUCCAGUCCGGAUAAGUACAUUACGCAUCUACUGGGGCACGAGGGUAAGGGGAGUUUGUUGUCGGAGCUGAAGAGUAAGGGCUACUGCAACAAUCUCAUGGCAGGAUACACUCUGGCAGCUCGUGGCUUUGGAUUCUUUGACAUUGUGGUGGAUCUGACGCAAGAUGGCUUUGAGAAUGUCAACGAUGUCAUCCUCAACACCUUUCAGUACAUCCAAAUGCUGAAGACUGAAGGAGCUGUACGGAGGAUUUUCGAUGAGUAUCGUCACAUUCUCGAGAUGCAGUUUAGGUUCAAGGAGAAGGAAGGACCUCUGUCUCUUGUGUCCAGUGUUGUUCAUUCCAUGAGAAUACUGCCCUUUGAAGAUGUCCUCUCAGCUGGAUAUUUCAUCAGUGAGUGGCGUCCGGAUCUCAUUGAGGAUAUUCUCAAGUACCUGGAACCGCAAAAGAUGCGGGCAGUUGUUGUUGGUAAAAAGGUCGAGUCAAAGUGCGAUAGAACAGAAUUUUGGUAUGGAACAAAAUUUUCAGUGGAAAAUUUCCGGCCAGAAGAACUCAAAGCAUGGAGUGAUUGUCAACUCAAUCCGCAAUUUUAUCUGCCGGAAGAGAAUCUUUUCAUCCCAACGCAAUUUACAAUAGCUGACCUGGAGGAUGAUGUAACAGACUAUCCCACCAUUAUCUACGAUACAACGCACAUUCGUGUCUGGCAUAAGCAAGAUGCAGAAUUCCGAAAGCCAAAGGCUCUCAUGAAUUUUGACUUUUCCAGUCCGCUCGUCUACUCAGAUCCUCUCAAUUGCAACCUAACCCAUCUCUUUGUCAUGCUCUUUCGGGACCAUCUCACUGAAUAUCUGUACAAUGCCGAAUUGGCAGGUUUGAGGCUAAAUGUAGGCAAUACCCUAAAUGAGAUCAGCAUAAGUAUUAGUGGUUUCAAUGAAAAACAGAAACUUUUCCUCCAAGAUAUUCUCAAUGCCCUCUAUAAUUUCAAAGUGGAUCCAAAGAGAUUUGACAUCUUCAAAGAGAAAUACACCAGAACACUCAAGAAUUUCGAAGCUGAACAGCCAUAUCAGCAUGCUGUCUACUACCUCGGUGUCCUCCUAACGGAAUUUGCAUGGACAAAGAAGGAACUUCUCGAUGCCACAAAAGCCACCACACCCGAAACACUCCAGCAAUUCAUUCAUGAUUUCCUCUCGCGUGUACAUGUUGAAUGCCUCAUCUAUGGCAAUGUGACCAAGGGAGAUGCCAUGGAUCUGGCAUCAAUUAUUGAGGAACGCCUCAAGAAGACAAAUUCCGUUACACUACCCCUCUUAGCGCGACAGCUCUUCCCCAAGCGUGAGUAUAAACUGGGCGAAGGCCGAAGUUUCCUCUUUCGCAAAAACAAUCAGUUCCACAUGGCGUCCUGCACACUCUUUUACAUCCAAUGCGGUGUUCAAAGCGAUGUCAACAACAUCUUCACGGAUCUCGUGGUGCAGAUCCUGUCAGAGCCGUGCAAUAAUGUGCUCCGGACGAAGGAACAACUGGGCUAUAUUGUCUUCUGCAGCGCCAGGAAAAUAAAUGGUGUCCAGGGGAUUCGGAUGCUAGUGCAAUCGUCGCAGCCAACAGCCUUUGUUGAGGAGAGGAUGGAACUUUUCCUGGAUUCAAUGGUGGAACACAUUGAGAAUAUGCCAGAUGAGGAGUUCCAGAGGCACAAAGAUUCUCUGGCGGCAAUAAAGCUGGAAAAGCCACGACAGCUAAUGUCGUGGUUCAGCAGGUAUUGGACUGAGAUUGGUCUGCAACAGUAUCAUUUUUCACGUGGACAGGCUGAAGUGGCUGUUCUCAAGGGAGUCACCAAGGAAGCUUUGUUGCAGUACUACAAAGAUUCUAUUCUUAGAAGUUCGAAGCGCAGACAAAAAUUGGCCAUUCAUAUCAUCUCAUCGCAAUCUGAGAAUGAAAAUGGAGGAGGGCAGGAUAAUGAAAUUUUGCAGGACAAUGUAGAAGUCGUGACGGAUCUGUCUACAUUCAAGUCCAGCAAGGAACUAUAUCCAGUGGUGCAACCGUACAUCGAUAUCCGGCGAAAGGGGGCUCGAAGUAAAUUGUAAUAGUGGUUGGAAAUUUUAUUCACUAUUUAUUUACCGAAAAA